AUAAGAUAGUAAAUAUGAAAUUCAAAGUCUUUGUUUAUAAAUAAACACUUUUUUUUUUAACUGAAGUAGUUUCUCAAACGCUUGUAAUCUGUACAACCCUGAAACACUUCCUAUCGUAACUAAUUAAUUCUAUCAUUGUUUUAUAGGGCUGGCGUGGAGAUUUCAAAGAUAUUUGUUGAACUAGAGGCAGGCACACGAGAAUGACACCACGGAAACAGCGAGCCACUGUAACGAACGACAUCCCUGACGAUAUCUUAUUAACAAACAUAUUCAUUCGUUUAUCCUCCAAACAGCUUGCUCAAAUGAGGUCUCUCUCUAAACCCUGGAGUGCUCUUUUAUCUGCACAGUCUUUUAUUAAAUCCCAUCUCUAUUAUUCAGCCCACAACAAAGAUGAAAUACUUUUGGUAAAGGGUGGAAGUUGCUUGAAGGACGUUGAAGCAUUCACACCCCACCCCAGCGAUGUCACAUUAUUGGUUCUAUUAACGGUUUAAUAUGCCUUGACUAUGGUUAUUACUCUUAUACUAAUUCCAUUUACAUUUGGAACCCUUCUCUCUCAGCCAUAUUACGUCUCCCACCAUACAGUAUGCCCUCUUCUUCUUGUUAUCAUGUCUAUAAUUUCCGGUUUGGAUUUGACCCCAAAACAGAUGAUUACAAAGUUAUUAAGCUAACAGCCAACAUUCCAUUAGCUACUGGGCAUUACAUUCACAAGGAUAAACAAUGGAAGCAAGUGGAGGUUUAUAGUACGAGAAAUCAUUCUUGGAAAUUUAUCAAAAGUUAUCCACCUCGGUGUAAAGAUGUUAUUGGUAGAAAUGAAGUUUGUGUUGAUGGACAUGAUGGUCAUCUUCAUUGGCUAGCUUACGAUGUCAAGGAGGAGGUGGAAUUGAUCAGACGACAAAAGAUUGUUGCACUUGAUUUGGGUGCAGAGACUUUCAAUCAGAUAUCUCUCCCAGAUUCUUUACAAAUUUAUAAUUAUAACAGGCCUAUUACUUGCGAUUUUAUGACAGGAAAGCUUUGUGUGAUGUCACAAGUUAAAGAGAGUGAGUUUGAGAUAUGGGUAAUGGAUGAGUAUGGCGUGGCUGAAUCAUGGUGGCUCAAACACCGUGUGUUCUCACACCAAUGUAGUAUUCUUAGACCACUUGGAUUCACAUUGCAUAAUGAGCUCGUUUAUAUUGAUAAUGAUGAAUGUAUAUCUUUGUACGAUCCAAUUGCCUCUAAGAUGCUAAGCAUUGUAUCGGAAAGGAGCCUCGCUGUCCAAAAAAAGGGUUUAGAACUUGGUUUACUUAAAAGGGAAUUGGUCAUUAAGGACUACGUAAGACAAGAUCUCUUAUAGUUAGGACUAUAUACUAUGUUUCUUAGGUCUAUAUCAACUAUCAAGCAUCAAAAUAUGGUGAAUUACACUUAUGUUCUCCUUA
Messenger RNA from Erigeron canadensis, 1412 nucleotides. RefSeq names its product F-box/kelch-repeat protein At3g06240-like. The transcript is spliced from 3 exons. The coding region runs from base 584 to 1330 and encodes 248 amino acids. The record is from RefSeq and is a predicted model, not a curated record. Lineage: Eukaryota; Viridiplantae; Streptophyta; Magnoliopsida; Asterales; Asteraceae.